UAGAAAACACUCUCUUUGGCUCUUACCAUCAUCAGCUAAAUUAUCACAGAAUGGAGUCUCUUGCAGCUCCCGCACCAGUUGAUAUCAAGCGACCAAUUGUAGAUUUUAGUCCUAGCAUUUGGGGGGAUGUAUUCCUUCAAUAUGAUUCUCAACCAAUGGAAAUCAAUGACAAUAUGAAGACACAAGUGCAAAUGCAAAAGGAGGAAGUGAGGAAGAUUUUUCAAUCUUCAAGCAAUGAUAUUUCACAAAAGUUAAACUUCAUUGACUCAUUGCAACGUUUGGGAAUAUCUUAUCAUUUUGAACGUGAAAUUGAUGAAGCAUUAGAGCAAAUCCACAAGAAUUUAACUAAGAAUAAGGAAAUAACCACAAAAGAAGGUUCCCUUCACUUCCUUGCAUUAGAAUUUCGUUUGCUUAGGAAAAAAGGAUAUCACAUUUCAUCAGAUGAGAUAUUUGAAAAAUUCAAAAACAAUAAAGGAAGCUUGAAUGAAAAUAUUUCCAAAGAUGUACAAGGAAUGUGGAGUUUGUACGAGGCUGCACAAUUAAGGAUUCAUGAUGAAGAUAUAUUAGAUGAAGCACUUGAUUUCACAUACUCUCACCUUAAUUCCCUUAUCACCAAUGAAUUGAGUCCUUUUCUUGCUAAACAACUAUGCCAAUGCUUAAGGACACCUCUUCACAAGGGAGUUCCUAGGUUAGAGACAAGGUGUUAUAUUUCUUCCUAUGGUGAAGAACCUUCACAUAGUAAAGUUCUUCUAAACUUUGCCAAAUUAGAUUUCAACACGGUGCAGAAAAUGCAUCAAAAUGAAAUCGGCAGCAUCACCAAGUGGUGGAAAGACUCAGAAUUUGCAACAAACGUCCCAUACGCAAGGGAUAGAGUGGCUGAGGCUUACUUUUGGCCAUUGGCUAUGUCUUAUGAGCCUAAAUAUAGCACAGCUAGAAAGAUGGUGGGAAAAUUGGUAACAUGUGUUUCUCUUUUAGAUGAUACUUAUGAUGCCUAUGGCACGGUUGAAGAACUUGAACUUUUCACAGAAGCAAUGCAAAGGUGGGAUAUUAAUGUCAUUCAAUCCCUUCCAGAGAGUAUGAAAGUGGUGUUUAAUUCAAUUGUUGAACUGUGUGAUGAAAUUGAAACAACAAUUGUUGAGAAUGGAACAUCAAGUUUGGUGUUUAUACAAUAUGUCAAACAAAAUUUUUACAAAUUGGCACGAUCCUACUUUGUUGAAUCAAAAUGGUGCAGUGAAGGAUAUAUUCCAACAUAUGAUGAAUACAAGGCUAAUGGAUCUAUAUCUUCUUCAUACCCGCUUCAAAUAUUAUCUUUUAUUGGACUUGGAGAAUUUUCAAACGACGAGAUUCUCGAUUGGAUUUUCAACUAUCCAACAAUCAUCGAUGCUAUAUCGGCUCAUGGUAGACUCGCGGAUGACAUAUCCUCACAUAAGUUUGAGCAAGAAAGAGUGCAUGUUGCUUCUGCAGUGGAAUGUUGCAUGAAGCAAUAUGACAUGUCAGGAGAAGAGGCUUAUAACUUCAUUCGCAAGGAAAUCGAGAAUUAUUGGAAGGUCAUGAAUGAAGAGUGUCUCAAGUUAGACAACAUCCCAAGACCAGUGCUUGAAUUUAUUAUGAAUGUGGCGCGAGUGACUGAGUUUGCAUACGAAAACUUUGAGGAUAAAUACACAAAACCAGAACUGCUAAAAGAUUACAUUGUUGCACUACUUGUGGAUCCUAUAAGCAUCGAGCUAAGUGAGUAGAAGAAGCAAGAUCAGUUAUAAUAAGUGGCUAUUUUACAUUUUAAUCCUUCUGUUUUUCCUUGAUCGUGAAUCGUUUUUAUUGUUGUAUUGAUAAUUCAAACUAGGCUUAAACAUGUAUUUCAUCCUUGCAAUUAGGGGUUGUUUAAAAAU
This is a messenger RNA of Medicago truncatula (barrel medic), 1886 nucleotides long. Its product is annotated as probable terpene synthase 2. The coding region runs from base 51 to 1736 and encodes 561 amino acids. The transcript is spliced from 7 exons. Gene Ontology annotation, biological process: diterpenoid biosynthetic process. Gene Ontology annotation, molecular function: terpene synthase activity; magnesium ion binding. The record is from RefSeq and is a predicted model, not a curated record. NCBI's taxonomy places the organism in Eukaryota, Viridiplantae, Streptophyta, Magnoliopsida, Fabales, Fabaceae.